UGAAAACAUCGUUUCAGAAUUUAUUACAAAAAAAAAAACUGGCUAAGAAAAAAAUUAUAAUUCGAUAUAUUUUUAUGAAAUUAAGAGAAUUGAUGUCAUUUGUGAUUAUCGACUUUGUCAAAAUUGGCAUGGGACUUGUUUUUCCAAUUUGGGUUUCAUUUAUAUCAUAAAUAAUGUAUCGAACUGAAUCAGGAAGAUUUCAAGUUAAGGAUCCCUUAAAUCCAACAUUUGAAGAAAAGUUGCAUAUGUUAAGUGGUUGUUUGCGCAGACGCAAGUCCUGUGAAUUUAAACUAAUUGCUUUUAUAGCAGCCGCAAGAAGUGAUGACUACUUAAUUGAUCUCAAACCAUUUCCACCAGGAUUUAUAACUCCAACAGGUGAGAAUGAUAUCGAAGGCCUUAGACAACUGAUAUUAGAAAUUCCAAAUACAUAUGAUAUACUAAAAUGUAUAUUAAGAAAACAAGUUGAUUCACUUAAUCCAAAAAUGGUGGAACUUAUAUUCUGGAUACAAAUAAACAUCCCACAUAUGAUUGAUGAACCAGUGGAAAAAUUCUUAGACAAUUGUCAUAUUUCGUAUGAGGAUUUUCCGUCAGAAAAAAAACCACUUGCCGUAUUUGCUAUUGGAGGAAGAGUAAAAGACCGAUUCAGAGAAUAUUGUGUGGAAAAUAAUAUCAAACCUGCCUGUGUUUAUUUUUAUUGUCAUAUUCACGAAGUCUUUAGAAUUCUAGUUAAUGAUUUCCUAGAAGAACAAUCUCCAUCUAUUAUAUUAAGAAAAACAUGUGAUCCAGAGCAGUUAUAUUGUGAAGCAGUGUGGGAGAAGUCAGAAUGUUUUUCGGAAAUUCGUUGCAUUGCUAUGUGCUCACUCCUUCCUUCGAGUUCACAUGUUCAAUCAUCCAACGAUGUGCAAGGAGAGUGUAUUGAAAUUGUGGAUAUGGAAAAUAUCUUUAUAGAACGGUUUAUAUUGUAUCCCGACGAUUGGAAUGAAUCAAAUGCUGAAACGACUUCAUCUCGGUUGAGGGAGUUCGGUUAUAUAUUGGCAUUCACGUCAAUAACUUGUUUGGCUGUGUCAGCUUUAAUACGGAAAAUAGGCUCAAACCCGAUAGCACAUCGCUUGGUCUCUAAGUGUUUGGGUACCUUGCAAGGAAUGUUCAAAAUUUCUGUCAAUAAAGCUAUUGAUAGAGCACGUUUUGAUGUAUAAAUUCUUGUUAACUUUUUGAAUUUGACUCUCUGGUAUUAUAAAAUUUUCGUAUUAAAUUGUUUAUUUACACAGUGAAAUGCAAUAAAUUCA
Molecule: messenger RNA, 1286 nt
Organism: Teleopsis dalmanni
Lineage: Eukaryota; Metazoa; Arthropoda; Insecta; Diptera; Diopsidae
Exons: 2
Coding region: 174-1196 (340 amino acids)
Source: RefSeq, a predicted model, not a curated record